CUCUCAGCAUCUGUGAAUGCGGGAAUAAUUAAUGGAAGAGAGGCCAAACCUCACUCCAGACCCUACAUGGUCUCAGUGCAGAUCAGUAAGGGACACGCUUGUGGCGGCUUUCUGGUGUCUGAGUCCUUUGUUAUGACAGCAGCCCACUGCUGGCAGAAACUAAAUCUGCAAGUAGUGUUGGGUGCUCAUGAUCUGUCGGCUAAAGACAAAGUGGGCCCAGUGAAAGUGAAGACAUAUUACAGACAUCCCCAUUAUGAUUCAAAAUCUCUCAGAAAUGACAUUAUGCUAUUGGAGCUCGAGAACAAAGUUCAGCUGAGCAAGAGAGUGCAGCUUAUCCCACUUCCAAAGCCCGAUGGAGACGUCAAAGCUGGGACUGUCUGUAGUGUGGCUGGAUGGGGUUUCACCAGAUCCUAUGGACGUCCUUCUAUGCGCCUACAAGAGGCCAAUCUCACAGUCUUCAAUGAGGCAGAGUGUAAACGCCUCUGGACACAGCAUGAUGGAGAGGUGUUAGAGAACGUGUUAAACAAGGCUGUCCCACCCUCACGCAACAGCAUGCUGUGGUUACUGCUGAAUUUCUGA
Chanos chanos (milkfish) is the source of this 579-nucleotide messenger RNA. RefSeq names its product complement factor D-like. The record is from RefSeq and is a predicted model, not a curated record. NCBI's taxonomy places the organism in Eukaryota, Metazoa, Chordata, Actinopteri, Gonorynchiformes, Chanidae. Gene Ontology annotation, molecular function: serine-type endopeptidase activity. Gene Ontology annotation, biological process: proteolysis. Bases 67 to 579 code for a protein of 170 amino acids. The transcript is spliced from 4 exons.